AACCACUCUUCCCCUUCUACGUGUGUGACACCAGCCUCUGUGUCUCUCGGGCAGAGAAUAGAAAAGUUGGAGCAAAAAAUCUGAGUCAGCUCCAGCAGCUACCAGACACUCAACAGCAACUCCCCGCCACAGUACCAGGCUUCUUCUUCUUCUUCUUCUCUCUACCUCUCUCUCUCUUUUAUUUAUUUUUUUUUAAUACUGCUCUCUCACUCAUUUACUCUCUUUCACACACACACACACACACACACACACACCACCCGUCACUCCUGGCAGAAGGGAAGACAGGACCACAGGAGAAACUGUUACACACCUUUACUGCUCAGCCAGCCAUCUACCAGACGCUUUGCCCAGGAUGUGGACUCUUCUCUUGGGGGUCAUCUUUGGAUUACUGGCCUUCUCCAGGUCGGAAGAACUUCAAGUAAACAGCCGCGGCUGCAGCUAUGUCGGCGUGUUUCUUGUCGAGGGUGCGGGUCGUCACACCCUGAACUUCAGCAUGGCUCAGAAGGUAUGCAAGCAGAUGACGAGCACCUUGGCAAGUCCAGAUCAAGUCGAGGAGGCCUAUAGUAAAAACAUGGAAACUUGCAGGAACGGCUGGAUCAACAACGGGAGCAUCGCCAUCCUCAGGCACACGCAUCACGAAAAAUGUUCACAGAACAUGACAGGGUUGAUUAUUAAUUCGCGUGUAGACGUUGGACAUGAGUAUGAUGCCCUCUGCUACGACGACACAGAUUUGUCUGAGAUGAACUGUGAUAAAGCCUUUGCAGUUGAGCCCCCAACACAGCCUGAGGCCCCGACAGCAGCAGGAAGCGAGGAAGAACCAAAGGUGACUCCAGAACCUCAACCUGAGGACAUUACUGAGGGCGAGGCCGGUCCCGCGACAGCAGCCCCUGGGGAAGGAGGUCACGGAGAGGCGGAAGAAGCUGCGCCUCCAUCAACCUCCGCUACUGUCACAGAGCUGAGCACAGAGGAGCCGGAAGAUGCAACGAGGGAUCUUACUGUGAAGGAAAACUCCUUUAGCAGGGGCGAAACCAUCACCAUGAAACCCAUUUUAACUCCUGAAGACUUCGACCUGCCUGGGUCUGGAACAGGGCCAACUCUCCCUGAGGAGGACGGGGCCUCUACGACGGCCUCUGUCGGAGCGCCGGAGGAACCACACCAUCCCGUUGUAGAUGAGGGACCCGAGGAGAAAAGAGACGAAGAUGUUGCCAAAACAGAGUCUCCAGAGCAGCGACCUAAUGGCAAAGGACGGGUCAUAGAUCGUACAGAUGAGGCCCAGCAGAGCAGCGGUUCGUCAAACUGGCUGAUAAUUCUGCUCGUGAUCCUGGCAGUUGCCGCCAUCCUUCUCGUGUGUCUGGUUGUCGCCAAAAGAAACAGCAGCUGGUGCGGCAGGCAGCAGACCCUCAUGAUCACAUCCAAAGACGGAGGCGAGGGCAACGGGGCGGCGGCCUCGGCGUCCAGCUCGCACAACCAGGAGAGGGAGCAGGAAAUGGUGACCCUCAUGAACAAGGAGAAGAUCCAGGAGAACGGCAACACGGAGGAGUUCACCGUCAUCACGCUAGAGGAGUCGACAGACAAAGAGCAGCUGGCGUGAGGGCAGAUGCAGGCGGGAAGGAGUGAAGGAGAGUGAGGAGGAUGGUCGGGAGAGUAGGCAGGUUGGGGGGGCGGUUGGGGUUGUAAACUGCUUUUGGUGGCCAGCACUGAAUGGACACUGGGUGUAUGAGUGAGUUGUUUAGAGAGACUGAGGUACACGGCGCUCUGAAACUGUUGGCCCUCAGUGGGACCGGGUCUUUUAAAAAAAAAACAACAACAUGUGCAGCAUUUUGUUCGUCUGGUGUACCGGGUUAGCUGAGGGGCUGAACGGCGGUCGGCUGGGCGUGGGGAACGUCUUUCGUGUCAGUUCAUGUGUUUGUGAAUUUAUAAGCUGUGUGGGGCUGUGGAUGGGUUUUAACGGCGGGCGACUUUUACAGACGGUUCUCCCUUUAGAGAUUCGAUGGAUCCUUAAAGACCGUUCAGCCCAAAUGGGAAAUAAUCAAUCAACGAGGAGAACUGAUUUAUUUUAUUUUGAAAAUCUAGAAGAGGAAAAAAAAAAAAAAGAUUUUUAAAGCGAGCAAUCCUUGGUGUUUUCCCGUGUAUUUAAUUCUGUUUGUUCCGUUGGCUUAUUGUUGUUGCCUUGUGUAUAUUUCAGACAUUGCCUGUGGACUGGAAUUUGGGUUUUUCCCGAUUUUCGAGCAAACCGGGGGGAUGUCACUUCUUUAAUUUAUGCAGCUUUGAUCCCCUUUUUCCUGGUCACUGUAUAUAAAGUAUAUGUUUUGAAGAAGACUUAGCAAUAGCUGCCAGUGCUUUUAUGUUUAUUUUUCAGUAGAAAGGGGCUUCGGAUCCCUUUAAAGUAAAGGAAUGUGUCCGUUUUUGGGGAGUUAUUUAAUUAGAAACUGUACCUCAGAGGUAAACGUUAACGGAUUUUGCAAUAGUCAAACCGGAGUGGACAUCGUAUGAAUCGACUCGAUGUAUAGCAUCCUAAAUUGUGCAUUUUUUAUUUUUUUGCACUACUGAAGUCAAAUAAUAUGACAUUUGCAUUGGUUUGGGAAUGUGAGGAUAUCCUGAGGAUAAUAAAAGUUACAACAAUACAUACUAUAUACACAGUGUGUACAAUGAUUAGAGCAAAAGAGAGAAUUGGAUGGCAUCUAUAGCACAUUAAUCAUUUUUUUGGAUGCAAAUUUGAGUUUUUUUGACAAGUGAGCGACAGAGGCUUAGCUGUAGACUCAUGCGAUAAAGGGGGCGCCCAACACAAAGCAAUGUAAGAGGUUUCCUCAUAGACAAACAGAGACUGUGACAACAUUGUGUGCGUACUCCCCGAGGGAGGGGGUUUGUGAUGAAUGGAGCUUGUGUGCUUGCUCAACGCCUCGUGUGCCGGUCGCUCUGUACAUUCAUACAUGUAAACAAAAUGCUGCAGUUUUUCUACUGACCUUCUCAUUGGUAAAAAAAAAAAAAUGAUAUCAUACAUGUGUCAUAUCGAUAUUAUUCCCUGUGUGACAGCGAAUUUUUUUAAUUUUAUUUUUCUUGCCUGGUUUUCAGUAUAAAGCUGAAUUAUAUACAGUGAUUGCAAACAGAUUUUUUUGUUUCUGACUUUUUAUUUUAUUUUAUUUUUUUGCUUUUCAUCAUUUGUUUUGACAAGAAGUAGCAAAUGUACUAGAGUAGGAAGGUUUUAUGACAAAUUAACAACAACAAAAAGAAAAGAACAAAAAAACAACAAUGUGCGCUGAAAAGAUUUGUAAAGUCAUGAAUGAAAUAAAUGUGCAUAGAAAUAGA
Stegastes partitus (bicolor damselfish) is the source of this 3306-nucleotide messenger RNA. RefSeq names its product CD44 antigen. The record is from RefSeq and is a predicted model, not a curated record. Gene Ontology annotation, molecular function: cytokine receptor activity; hyaluronic acid binding. Gene Ontology annotation, biological process: positive regulation of ERK1 and ERK2 cascade; inflammatory response; cell adhesion. The transcript is spliced from 8 exons. Bases 353 to 1591 code for a protein of 412 amino acids. Gene Ontology annotation, cellular component: plasma membrane; basolateral plasma membrane; macrophage migration inhibitory factor receptor complex. Lineage: Eukaryota; Metazoa; Chordata; Actinopteri; Pomacentridae.